AUGAUUAGUGAUAAAGAAGCAGUUAUAAAGAGAAAAAGAAAUGAUGAUGAAUUGAUAACAGUUGAAGAUGCACUUAAAGAUUCAUUGGAUGAGAAUAAAGAACUCUAUGAAGAGGCAUUAGAUCAAUAUGAUCAGAAAUGGGGUGAAGAAGAUAAAUGUACAUUUGAAAAGGGAUAUAUAACACAACCUGUUUAUGCUUGUAAGAAUUGUCCAAAUACUUUUGGAUUUUGUUAUGGAUGUUCAAUGCAUUGUCAUAUAGAUCAUGAAAUCUAUGAAUUAUUUAAAAAGAGAUCAUUUAGAUGUGAUUGUGGAACCUCUGUUGCAGGUGAUAUAAAAUGUAUACUACAAGACAAGGUACAUCAAGACAAUAAUGAUAAAAACAUAUACAAUCAUAACUUUCAAGGCAAAUAUUGUUAUUGUGAUCAAUCAUAUGAUUACAAAGAGGAUAUGGUACAAUGUCUAUUCUGUUUUGAUUGGUUUCAUGAAACUUGUAUUGCUUUAAACUCUACAACCAAAGAAACCGUCUCAACUAUACCAGAAGCAGAUCAAAUGCAAGAUUUUGUUUGUUUACCUUGUCUCAAAAAAUUACCUUUUCUAUUGGAUUAUCCUCAAAUUAGAUUAAAAGACAAUAAUAAUAGUAGUAAUAGUACAACAAAUGACAUCAAUUCAUCAUCAUCAACAUCAACAUUACAAUGUAAAAGAGAUUUGGAAUCAAUUAAAAUUGUAAAUGAUUUAUUUUGUAAAUUUGGAUGGAGAGAUGAAUUAUGUAGAUGCCAACAAUGUCAAAAACUAUACGAAAAGGAAAAUAUAUUAUUCCUAUUUGAACCAAUUGAAUUGGAUAGUGAAGAUGAGGAUGAAGAUCAAGAUGAAAUAGAUAUUCAAGGAGAUGGUGAAAGAUUAGAGAAAAAAAGAAUUAAAAGACCAGAAAACCCAUUUUUAGAACAAAACUUGGAAAAGAGUAUAGAACAAUUCCAAAACAAAUUGACAGAUCAUCAACAAGAAAAACUAGUUCAAGGAUACCAACAAAUGAAAGAUAAAAUAUUUUCCUUUUUAAAAUCAAAAACUGAACAAUUACAACAACAACAACAACAACAACAACAAGAACAAAGUGAAAAUAAUAAUAAUAGUAAUAAUAAUGGAAAUAUAGUAAUUACCAAACAAGAUAUAAAAUCACUUUUUAAUGGUUUAUCAAAAUAA
Cavenderia fasciculata is the source of this 1197-nucleotide messenger RNA. RefSeq names its product ubiquitin protein ligase E3 component n-recognin 7 (gene ubr7). The transcript has 3 exons. NCBI's taxonomy places the organism in Eukaryota, Evosea, Eumycetozoa, Acytosteliales, Cavenderiaceae. Gene Ontology annotation, molecular function: zinc ion binding; ubiquitin protein ligase activity. Gene Ontology annotation, cellular component: cytoplasm. Bases 1 to 1197 code for a protein of 398 amino acids. The record is from RefSeq and is a predicted model, not a curated record.